UCAAGCAUAAAAUAGACUGUCUGAAUAGAUGAUCGACUUUACGACAUCGAGCCCACUUACGUUAUGCGGCAGUAAUCAGCGGCAGUGUAGAGGUAGAGAGAAAAUGACACUCGCCUAACGAUAGCUUACCCUGGACCACCACUGUCCGUCCUAGUACAUCAUGGCCAGCAGGCUGAUGAACGAAGCUCCCAAAUGGGUAGUUUUGAUAAUUUGGCUGUUGACAAAUGUUGGCUUAUUUAUUGGAUAUUUCUUUUACUACUACAAUGGAGAGAAAUUCUUCUACAUUAGAAAAAUUGUUGGGCUUGGUCUUCCUUUUGCUAGAGGUGCUGCAGCUUGUUUGAACUUUAAUUGUAUGCUGAUAUUACUACCAGUAUGCAGGAAUUUGAUAUCAUUUUUACGAAAGUCUUGUACAUGCUGUAAACGAAACAUGCGCCGCCAACUUGACAAAAACAUAACAUUCCAUAAAUACAUAGCUUACAUGAUAUGUUUGCACACAGCCAUCCAUGCAGGAGCACACUGCUUCAAUGUGGAGUUCUUUGUAGAUGCACAAAGCCCUACAAUAAACAAAGAUGAGGCAGCACUGUUGACAGCUCUCAGUUCAAUAGCUGGGGGAAAUGGCACUGCAGCUAUUAACCCUGUCAGGUUACCAAAUGCUAGUCCUGUACUUGAAGCUUUAAAACUGAUAGCAGGAGUAACAGGGAUUGUCAUCACUCUAGCCUUGAUAGUUAUGGUUUCUUCAUCUACUGACUUCAUCAGACUUCACUAUUUUGAGGCCUUCUGGUUCACUCAUCAUUUGUUCAUUGUUUUCUACAUUGCCUUGGUGGUGCAUGGGAUACAAGGUGUUGUAACAUUCCAAGAAAAUGUGUCAGAACAUAACCCUGAGAAGUGCUCACAGGAACCACUGGACUGGGGGAAAGAAGNACCCCUUUGCUGUAAACGAAACAUGCGCCGCCAACUUGACAAAAACAUAACAUUCCAUAAAUACAUAGCUUACAUGAUAUGUUUGCACACAGCCAUCCAUGCAGGAGCACACUGCUUCAAUGUGGAGUUCUUUGUAGAUGCACAAAGCCCUACAAUAAACAAAGAUGAGGCAGCACUGUUGACAGCUCUCAGUUCAAUAGCUGGGGGAAAUGGCACUGCAGCUAUUAACCCUGUCAGGUUACCAAAUGCUAGUCCUGUACUUGAAGCUUUAAAACUGAUAGCAGGAGUAACAGGGAUUGUCAUCACUCUAGCCUUGAUAGUUAUGGUUUCUUCAUCUACUGACUUCAUCAGACUUCACUAUUUUGAGGCCUUCUGGUUCACUCAUCAUUUGUUCAUUGUUUUCUACAUUGCCUUGGUGGUGCAUGGGAUACAAGGUGUUGUAACAUUCCAAGAAAAUGUGUCAGAACAUAACCCUGAGAAGUGCUCACAGGAACCACUGGACUGGGGGAAAGAAGGAAAAUGUCCAGUGCCUAGGUUCCAAAAUGGAACAGCAGGGACCUGGAAAUGGGUGCUGGCACCCAUGAUUUUUUAUUUCAUUGAAAGAUGCAUUAGAUUUUUCCGAAGUCAACAAAAAGUAACUAUUACAAAGGUAAUCAAACAUCCAUCCAGGGUCAUUGAGCUUCAAAUGCAGAAAGCAGGCUUUCAAGCAGAAGCAGGGCAGUAUGUCUUCCUUCACUGCCCCAGUAUUUCUAAGUUAGAAUGGCAUCCUUUUACACUUACUUCAGCCCCAGAGGAUGACUAUUUUUCCUUGCACAUCCGGCUGGUGGGAGACUGGACCAAUGCCUUGGCUGGGGCUUGCCAUGCUGACAGCAGAGGAGACCAGAAAGGAAGCUCUAAACUACCCAGCAUUGCUGUCGAUGGUCCAUUUGGCACAGCAACUGAGGAUGUGUUCCGUUACCAAGUGGAUGUAUUUGUAGGGACAGGAAUAGGGGUCACUCCCUUUGCCUCGGUGCUCAAACACAUCUGGCAUAAAUGCAAUAACAGCAACUUUGAAACCAAGCUGACAAAGGUCUACUUCUACUGGAUCUGUCCUGACACCAAUGCUUUUGAGUGGUUCACUGAUCUGCUCAGUUCCUUGGAGGUACAGAUGGCAGAACAAGGAAAAGCAGAUUUCUUGGACUAUAAUAUCUAUUUGACUAGAGGCUGGGACUCUGAUCAGGCCAAGAAUAUUAUGUUACAGGAUGAGGAAGCAACAGAUGCUGUGACAGGAUUGCAAAAGAAAACCAACUAUGGCCGCCCCAACUGGGACCAUAUUUUCCAGGAUAUAGCAGAGCAACAUGUCGAUACAAGAAUAGGAGUCUUCUUUUGUGGACCCAAGGCACUAUCUGCUACACUGCACAAAAUGUCCAACCGGUAUUCCAGCCCGAACCCUAAUGGGACUCACUUUGUGUACAACAAGGAGAACUUCUGAAAAGUGAACUCAUUCAUACAGACAGAAAACUGUGAUAAUCUAUAACAAAAUAAAAAUUUGGUCAGUUUUUAAGAUGUGGUUCCUUAAUCUCUGUAAGUGUUCAAAUGUAUUUUUUGCUGUAGUGGGCCAGAAUAAUGAUUUUUUUUUCCUUUUCAAUAAACGUUUAUUUAAAGGUCAGAGAUGAAAUUGAUAGUAAUAAUAUUUCUAUACAAAAUAUUUUUCAUUUAUUGUGUAAUAAAUCAAUAGAAGAAAAAAUGCACAAGAAAUUUAAAAUAGAUUAGCAAGUAAACAGAAUAAUUAGUGUUUAAUUUUUUUUUUUUUUUUGGCAAAAUUUUGAAUGUUGAUCAAAUCUUUAUUUUAAUGCAAACAGAAACAUCUCUACUUAUGUAUUAAUUGUUUAUUAUACAGGUACUAUGUUCACUUGUGUGUUGCAUCAAUCUCUCAGGAAGCUUAAUAUAUUUGAGAUUUCCUUUGUAUACUUUAAUCUCAAAAGUGGUGCUUACUAGUAUAUUGUUGUAACUGUUUUUUCCAGUAAUUUGAUGUGCAAGUAAACAAACAUGAGCUGUAUGUAUGCAGUUCUUUAAAAAAUUAUCUCUUCAUGUAGCCAAGUUUUGGACCUGAUGGGGACCAGCUUUUCUAUACAGUGUGUUUAUUUUGAUAGUAAAAUAGUAAAAACUUUCUGUGGACAUGUAUGCCAGCCAAUGCAUACUUGUCGGAUAGUGAAGAACCUCUUGAUAUGAUGCCUGAGAACAUGCAGAUUAGGCUGCCUUUCAUCUGUUGUGUAAGUUUACAUUUAGCUGUACCUAGGAAUGUGAAAAUUUGUGCAUACAAUUUUAAAAGGUCUGGUUACGCCUCUGCAUGUAAUACAUGUAUACACCUGCAUGUAUAUAACAUACUAGUUCAUGUAUCCAUGUAACUUUCUGGUUUCUGGUUCUGCAGUUCUUAUUGUAAAAAGUGUUCACAGUUAAAAGGUACUGUAGAGUCUAACACAAUUUUUUUUCACCUUAGUACAAAAAAAAGUUAAAUUUGUGCAAAUGUAGUGUGGAAAUGAUCUUGAAAAUAUACAAAUGUAUACCCUUACUAGUCU
Messenger RNA from Lingula anatina, 3479 nucleotides. Its product is annotated as NADPH oxidase 2. Gene Ontology annotation, biological process: superoxide anion generation; defense response. Gene Ontology annotation, molecular function: superoxide-generating NAD(P)H oxidase activity. NCBI's taxonomy places the organism in Eukaryota, Metazoa, Brachiopoda, Lingulata, Lingulida, Lingulidae. The record is from RefSeq and is a predicted model, not a curated record. Gene Ontology annotation, cellular component: NADPH oxidase complex; plasma membrane.